AUGCUGCGUCCCAAUAUUAUUUGGCAAGACUGUAUUACUGCGGUUGGGGUAUCGAGUCCGACAGAGUUAUCGCCAUGCAAUGGUACAAAAAAUCGCUCAAUAAUGGAUACUCAAAAGCUCGUUUUGAAAUAGGCAUGAUCUAUUACAAUGAAUUUGGUUACAAUGACCAAACCGAUUACAAAAAGGCAAUUCGUUAUUUACAAGAGGUCACUCGAAAUGAAAAUGAAUUACCCUCCUGUCGUUAUAUUGCACGAAUGUUUUUUACAGGUGGUUACCGCAUUAAAAAAGAUUAUGAGCAAGCACUGUUCUGGUACUUAAAAAAGGACAAUAUACCUUCAGAUAAGGACUAUCUUAUUUUAGCAAGAAUUUAUGCAGAAGGCGGAUUUGGAGUUAAAAAAGAUUACAAGGAAGCUGAAAAGUGGUGUUUAAAAUCCAAAUGGUCCGAAAGCUAUGUUAUUUUAGGCAACAUCUACUUUAAAGGUGACCAUGGUCUUGAAAAAAACUAUGUUACCGCUUAUGAUUACUGGUCUGAAUGCCAUGGUUCGGAUAAAGCAUACUCGAUGGGUAUUUUCUAUGCAUUGCGCGAUGACGAGCAAGAUUUCAAAAAGGCUUUAACCUGGUUUAAACAGAGCGGGGACACCGUCGAUCCAACAUGUCAAGUAGCAGCUGGCCUUCUUUACGAGAAAGGUUUAGGUGUCGCACGGGAUUACAUCGAGGCCAUGUUUUGGUAUAAAACGGCCUGCUUAAAAUCAAACGGUGGUGCAUUUAUCCGUGUCGGCUGGCUCUAUCAUAAAGGACUUGGUGUGCAACCAGAUCUUAAAAAAGCAUAUGACAUGUAUGAAUACGUGUUAAACAACGAACAUUCUGAUUUGUCACACAAAUAUCAUGCUAUGGCAUAUAUAGGCCUAUUAUACAAGGAUGGUCUUAACGUCACUCAAUCUGAUACGAUCGCAAUAGAGUACUUUCAAAAGGCAGCUGAUGGGGGAGAUCCUGAUGGCUGUAAUUUUAUGGGUGACAUUUAUAAAUAUGGACGUGGUGUUGCUCUUGAUUAUGAAAAAGCAUUUCAGUAUUACGUCAAGUGUGAUGAAGCUUGCCACAAUAACAUGGUCUUCUGCGAUGAAGGAUGGCUUAAUCUCGGCAUUAUGCAUUUAAAUGGAUUAGGUACAGAAGUGAAUAGAGAACUAGCUUUAAUGUAUUUAAAAAAAGCUUUGAAAUAUGGAAACGAUGAAGCAUCAAAUUUUAUAGACCAAAUAGUUAGUGACCUAAACAUUGUGAAUGCCACUAUUGAUCAAGACAAUUUUACUGUACAAUACCCGUCUACUGACACAAGAACAACCAGCUCAGAUCAAGUGAACUCACCUGUGUUUCUCCAUGUGGAUGCUGUAAAUGCAAUUAUUUCAGACCACGAGAAGCUCCCUACGUUAAUAUAUGUUGAAGACAAAAGAGAUCCUAUACCGUUGGAGGCGAAAUGUGGUGAUUUUCUCCAUUUGGAAGACUGUGUCCCCGAACCCCUAUAUUAUAUGUCUCCCACACAAAUAUGAUAUUAGGUUUUGUAAUUGUGAAGCAUUUAUAAAUCCGCUAGUUAUAAGAGUAUAAUUUAAUUAUUAAAAAAUUGGUCUAUUACAUACAUAUGAA
Mucor mucedo is the source of this 1635-nucleotide messenger RNA. RefSeq lists its product as uncharacterized. The record is from RefSeq and is a predicted model, not a curated record. Gene Ontology annotation, molecular function: protein binding. Gene Ontology annotation, biological process: ERAD pathway. Gene Ontology annotation, cellular component: endoplasmic reticulum membrane. NCBI's taxonomy places the organism in Eukaryota, Fungi, Mucoromycota, Mucoromycetes, Mucorales, Mucoraceae. Bases 75 to 1541 code for a protein of 488 amino acids. The transcript has a single exon.